This is a messenger RNA of Dovyalis caffra, 1302 nucleotides long. NCBI's taxonomy places the organism in Eukaryota, Viridiplantae, Streptophyta, Magnoliopsida, Malpighiales, Salicaceae. The record is from the annotation of a GenBank genome assembly.
AUGGCUACUAUCUCAACUUACUCCUCUACUCCCUGGCCAAAUACGAACCCUAACUCGGACCUUCUCUCAACUCAAGAUGAACUCGAUUCGCAAACCCAGUCCCCGUCUGAGUCUCAAUCCUACGAUUCGCUCUCUUCUAUUAUACCUCCGAACCCUGACCCUUCUCCUAUUUCCAAUUACAAAACAUCUAUACCUUCCCCACCUCAAUCAACCUCGACGCUGCCUCCGAUUUCUCUCCUCCACCUCUCCUUCAACCAGGAUUUUGGGUGUUUCGCCGCUGGAACCGACCACGGGUUUCGGAUCUACAACUGCGACCCCUUCCGCGAGAUCUUCCGUCGCGACUUCGAUGGCUGUGGAAAUAGCGGCGGCGGCGGGAUUGGAGUGGUUGAGAUGCUUUUUAGAUGCAAUAUUUUGGCUCUUGUUGGUGGUGGACCUGACCCCCAGUACCCUCCGAACAAAGUCAUGAUCUGGGAUGACCAUCAGAGUCGAUGCAUUGGCGAACUAUCGUUUCGGUCCGAGGUACGGUCCGUGAAGCUAAGACGAGACCGGAUUAUUGUUGUUUUGGAGCAGAAGAUAUUUGUUUAUAACUUUGCGGAUUUGAAGCUUUUGCAUCAGAUUGAAACGAUUGCCAACCCGAAAGGGCUUUGUGCGAUUUCACAUGGGGCAGGAUCGUUAGUGUUGGUUUGUCCAGGAUUGCAGAAAGGUCAGGUUAGAGUCGAGCAUUACGCGUCGAAACGAACUAAGUUCAUUAUGGCGCAUGAUUCCAGGAUUGCGUGUUUUGCUCUCACGCAGGAUGGGCAGUUGCUGGCCACUGCUAGCACUAAAGGGACUCUCGUUCGGGUUUUCAAUACAGCUGAUGGUACUUCGCUUCAAGAGGUUAGGAGGGGUGCAGAUAGAGCAGAAAUUUAUAGUUUGGCGUUUUCUUCAACUGCCCAAUGGCUAGCUGUCUCAAGUGAUAAGGGCACUGUCCAUGUCUUCAGCCUUAAGAUUAAUUCAGGAUCUCCAGGGAUUGACCGGUCACAGAGCACAAAUGAGCCUAAUCUUUCUGUUAAUUCGCCUGCCUCAUCUUUAUCUUUCUUCAAAGGAGUUUUACCAAAGUAUUUUAGCUCAGAGUGGUCAGUAGCUCAGUUUCGCUUGCUUGAGGGUUCUCAGUACGUUGUUGCUUUUGGUCACCAAAAGAAUACAGUAGUUAUUCUUGGUUUGGAUGGAAGUUUCUAUAGAUGUCAGUUUGACCCUGUGAAUGGUGGAGAGAUGGUUCAGCUGGAGUAUCACAACUUCUUGAAGCCGGAAGCAACCUUUUAA